AUUCAAGCAGUAACAUUCAGCCCUCUUAUUUCUGCUUUACAAUAUUCAGUCCCGUUAUUUUCGCUGUUUCCAAAUACGCUGCCAAAAAUUCAGUGGUUUAAAAUACGAUCCGAAAUUCAACCCUCUACAUCCGGGACUAGCAGGAUGAGCAAUAGAUUGCCGAUAGAGUUCUCUUCGGGAACCGCGGUUAAAAUGGAGCAAGCGGUAAGUACAAGUACUGAUGGACUUGGCAGCAGAUUUUCGUUGAUUGUGUUAUUUAUGUUUCUUGUCGUUUACUGGUCAAUACGAUAACUUUUUGCGCCCCCAACUAAUAGGUUUUUAUCAGUUGCUGCUGAACUAUGUGAUGGAAAGACUCCACUCCCGCUUGGAGCAUGCAGUUGGGCGUUUGCCCCUUGACCUUGAUUACUUGGACUUUGUCUGCUCGCAGGAAUGGGUUUUUUUAAGUGCAAUUUCCAGCAUAGUAACCAUCCCACAUAAUAUAACACAGGCUGUCACUGAACUGCUUCAAUUAAUCCAACGAAACCUGACAUUCAGGGAGAUGCCCACUGUGACUGUUCAGCAAGAGCAAGGACGAAUGGGACGACCACGUAUAAUCAUAUCACCAGAACACAUUGCAAAUCUCUUGGAUAUGAAUUUGUCUGUUCCUUACAUUGCCAGGAUUCUAGGAGUAUGCCCACGCACAAUAUACAGACGAAUGGCAGAAUGCAAUCUCUCAGUCAGGGCACGAUAUAGCAGUUUUUCUGAUGAAGAGUUAGAUGCUUGUGUGACGGGUAUUAAGCAACGCAUGCCACAUUGUGGAUACAGAAUGGUGAGGGCAGCGUUACAGGCCCAUGGACAUCAAGUACAGUUUGAACGCGUUAGAGCAUCCAUGCACCGGGUGGAUACUGCUGGAGUGAUAUGUCGAAUGACACAACUUGGCUGUGUCAUUCGAAGGACAUAUUCUGUCUCCAGUCCCAGAGCAUUGAUGCACAUCGACACCAAUCAUAAAUUGAUUCGUUACAAUAUAAUCAUCUUCGGAGGUAUAGAUGGCUUUUCGCGCAAGAUAAUGUACCUGGGUGCUGCUUCUAAUAACCGGGCUUCAACUACCCUGGAUUUUUUCCAAGAAUCUGUGGAAACAUUCGGCUUCCCACUUAAGGUACGAGGUGACCAGGGUAGUGAAAAUGUGGAUGUAGCUCGCCUGAUGUUUACAGUUCGUGGGACAGGAAGGGGCAGCUUUAUUUCAGGGAAGAGCGUCCAUAAUCAGCGCAUCGAGAGGUUAUGGAGAGACGUCUGGGCAUCAGUAACGAAUGUAUAUUAUGAUGUUCUACACUCCCUGGAAGAAGCUGGCUACCUUGAUCUUUCAGACAUGAUUCACAUCUUCUGUUGCCACUAUGUGUUUCUUCCACGGCUUCAAAAUGAUCUGAAUCUUUUUCGAGACACCUGGGACAAUCACCCAAUCCGCACAGAGGGCAACAUGACCCCAAACCAGUUAUGGACAAUUGGAAGUAUCCAUCAUCCUGUACUUGAACCUGACAUAGAGGGGUUGAGCAUACCACACAUUGACUGGGAGAGUAGUGGCCUCAGUCUUGAUGUACACUCCAGUUUCGUCCUUCCUACAAUCGAGUCUCCCUUGAGUGAUGGACAAAUUGCAGCACUUCAAGAAACCGUAGACCCCAGAGCACCUUCACAGACCUUUGGUUGGGACAUUUAUUUAGCUGCGCUCCAGUUUUGUCAGUCAGUUCUCAUAGAGUAAUUUUUUUUUUUGGUCUUUGCUUAUUUUUGUAUUAUGUGUCACUUCAUUUAUGAAACUUGUCUUUUUACCAAUUUCCGUCAGUAGUGCUUGACCAGGCAAUAGCUGAAGAUUGUAUUAUUUUUCAAAAAGACCAUUGUUUUAUUUGAACUUUGUUUGCACAUCCAGUGAGUACAUUUACUGUAAUGUAAAUAAACAACUGUACCUUA
This is a messenger RNA of Paramormyrops kingsleyae, 1938 nucleotides long. The record is from RefSeq and is a predicted model, not a curated record. NCBI's taxonomy places the organism in Eukaryota, Metazoa, Chordata, Actinopteri, Osteoglossiformes, Mormyridae.